AUCCAUAAUCUCACUGAAUUCCUCCAACAACCCAUUUGACAGGAAACAGGCUCAGAGAAAUCGACUUGGCCAGCUCACACAGGUCCUAGAUCUUGGAGUCCCGUAUUUCCCCACCACUUCGUGCAGCUUCCAAACCCAUGAACAAUGUCAAUACACGGUGGUGAGCCAGAAUGACCAAAGCACAGGCCAGGAGAGGUCAGCUCAGGUGGGUGAGAGGACCGGGAGGUGGGAGUGGGAACAGGAUUGUGUAAACCAAACAUCAAAGGGUGCAGGUUUCCUCCUUCGCUGACUUGUAAGCCUCUGGCAGUCAGCGACUCUAUGCCUAAAGCCAGCCUCCUAGUAGGGUCCCUAUAAAUAUUGGUCGAACAAAUUUUUUUUUCAAUUUUUUAAAAUUCUAAAAUGUUUGAAUACAUAGAAAAAUUUAAGGAGUAAAAUGCACACCCACCUACCCUCCAUCUAGAUUUAACAAUCAGAAAAAAUAAUGUACAUAGCACUUUAUAGCUUGUAAAGCCUCUUAAUGUUACCAUACUGCAAAUGAAGGUCUCAUCGGUCAGCUGAUUCAGACCCAUUACUGCCUCACCUCCACAAGUCAAGGCCGCCCACUGCACCCCACUUUGGGAAGCUUGCUUCCUCUCCCUCCGUUUCCAUCCUGCUCAAGAGGUUGUAGGUUGUCCCAGAACUUGGUUCACCCUCAGAAAGCACAGUUACAAGUAUGUUUCUCAGUGGGAGGUUCAUUGCCUGGAAAUUCACUUUGAACUUGAGUGGUUAGCCUCUCAAAGUCUCAGAUUUCUCUCUUAAAAUUCAAUGUAUUGGAGGGCGAGGGAGAGUUUGGGUCACAAUGGGAUCCAUUAUUUUCAACUCCAGAUUACCACAGAAACUCUUCCAUGAUCUUCCCCAAAGUUUUUUCCAUUCUCUCAAUAACAGAUAUGUAUUAUAUUUAAAUACUAUAAAUGUCCAUUAUCAUGAUGGUUGGAGGACCAGGACUGAUACCCCUUAGAGACUAAGCUAAUUAUAAAAUACUUUUUUAAAACUAUUUUUAUUAUAAAAGUAGUACAUAUAGAUUUUAAAAAUCCCAAAGUGAUGCAAAAAUGAAAUGUAAAAAGUAAAAAAACCCUGAUCACCAGAAACGGAGUAAAGGUUGGGCUGUCAGCUAUGCAUUACUUAGGAAUAAGAGCAGAGAUUGGACCCUUUGUGGCAGCUGCACUGGAUCUAGAUUUAUCAUAUUCUCUCCAAAUAAGGGCACCCAUAUGGUUACAGAGGUACAAGAAAGAGGAAUUCAUCAACACUUCACUUUAAUUGUUAAAUCAAACAUUUAAAAUGCAUCCUGAGGGCUAUAAUCCUAUUUUCACAUUUCUUCAUUUUAAAAAAUCACUGGAACCUGAAAAAAUGGAAGCUUUGUCAGCCUCACUUUACCUAGAAAGGCUUCAGUGUCAUCAAAACACUACCUUUCAAGAAGUCCCUGUGUCAGAAUUGCCCCUGUUGCAAAAAGUGUCGCUGCCAUUGCAAAAUAUCCUGCCGUAGGCUGGAAAGCCCCGUGUCCUACCCUAUUCUGUCAUAAGUGCGUUAGUCUCAGCUUAGAGGAGUUUCCUGGACAGUCAAGAUGGGGUCAGGGACCCCAGGGAUGCAAAGGACCCUGCAUGUUGUUGCUCAAUUUCAUCAUUUCUGUCUCAGCAGUGGGAGGCUGGGAGGCUGCCUGUGAGGCAGCUGCGUUGCCACCUUCUGGAAUCUUGUACCUGUCCUGGUUCCAGAGAGACCCCAGUCAAUACUCUUCUGGCCCAACCUGAGAAUUUCACACAACUGACAUUUGCAUCAUAAAUGUGCAUUGGGGUUCAUCCAAUUUUUAGGGAAGAUGUUGGGUUUGGUGGUUAUUUUCUCAGCAGGACCCAGAGAACUGGAUGUUAGCUACUAAAACAAACCAAAAGCACUGAAUACUCUGUAAAAUAUAAAGCAUGUGGACCAAAUGGACAAGAAAAUAAAUUCAACCAACCAGAACUCAUUGAAGCCUUGAUCUCAGGCUGGUCACACACAGGGCUGCUUGUUCAGCCAGGCAUCAGAAUGUUGUAACUGACCUGUGAGAGUGGUCAGCAUGGCCCAUUUUGAGCCUCACUGGUCAGCUGAAAAAAUGACAGCCAUGGUUAGUGAUAAAGAGUAAAAUAAUAAAUUAUUAUCAUGCAGGGAGACAAUAUUGCAAAGUAGUUAUUAGAGUGAGUUUGAAUCCUGGCUCUGGGCAAGUCACUAAGGCACCAAUCCUGGCUAUAAAUGGGGGCGACGAGUCCUGGUGCUGCAGGGAUUUUAGGAGAUAAUGGAUAUACAGCAAGCUGUGCCUGGCACAGAGCAAGCACGGUUAGAGGGUAACUGUAUUACCAACAAAACAUCUGCAAGCCAAAAGCUUCAUGAGAAAGGCAGAAAGUUUUAGCCAGGAUAUGCAAAUAAUGCCAACUAAGUGAAGGAAAUAUCACCAUGUUGCAACCACCACUGUAGCAGUUAAUUUAGGAAAGGAUCAUCAACAAACGCUAAGACCUGGGAGGGGAAAGACUGUAGGAGAAUGAGACAUUUCCACACACGCAGGUUACGUAUUAAUUACCAAGAAAAAAUGUCCUUUUACAAUGGAGAGAUGUUGAGGAUGCCUCACUGUACCCUCAGUCUAAUAAUGAGGAAACAAUCAUACAAAUCUAAAUUGAGGGACAUUCUGCUUGGAAUGGACAUCAAAAACAUCAAUGUCUUGACAGAAUUAAAAAAAGGCGGGGGAAGUGUGACAGUGUUCUAGAGAGAAGGAGACUAUAGAGACAUGGCAACUAAAAGCAAUGCCUGCUCUCUGAUUGGGCCCUGGAUUGAGAAAAAGAGAAAGCUGUCAAGACAUUAUCAGGACAAUUGGAGAAAUUUGGUUAUGGACUGAUUAUGGUGUUGUAAACAAUGUGAAAUUACCUGAGUGUGAUAAUUGUAUUCUGAUUAUUUAAAAUAAUAUCCUUGUUCUUAGUAUUUAAGGUACCUAGGGUAUUUGGGGUGAUAUUUGAAAACGUUUUAAAUUCAUUACCAAUGGUUCAGAAAGAAAGAAGGUGUGCAUGUGUACCUGAGAGAAUCACCUAAUACUGUAAAAUGUAAAAGGUUGUGAGUCUAUGUAAAGAGUAUAUAAGUGUUCAUUGUACUGCGCUCUCAACUUUUCUGUAGGUUUGAAAUUUUUCAAAAUAAAAAGCUGGGGAUAAAAAUCAGAGUAUGCAGAAAGACAGAAGCAUUUAAUUCAGGAAGGCAGCUCACCCCACAUACAACUUCCAUACAUUCUGAGCCACUUCUGGAACCCCUCAUUUGGCUAUGAGCUCCGAAGGAUACCUAUGUCUUUUUCACCCUUGUUUCUCCAGCAUCCUGGCAUGGUGUCCAGAAUAUAUGUGCUCAGUAAAUGUGCAUGGACAAGCACCCUCCCUCCACGGUAUGCUCCCAGGAAGCUAGGGCAGGGUCACCUCCGGGAACAAACAAAUCAGGAUGGUGGUCCCAGGCAUGGCGUUUUGAGGCCUUCAUGUUGCUGGAAGUACCAGACUACUAAAAUGCAGCAACAGGGGCAACACCAGGGCUUGUCUCCUGGCAGUGCCCUUCUGGCCUCACCUGCAUGCUUGGGCAGGGAAGGGUAAAGCUUGAAGGGCUGUAUUUGCUGCCCCCCAUCCCCCUACCAUUGGCCCUGGAGGGUCAAUAAAACCCCAAGAGUCUGGAGGAGAACAGUUGGCCAGAGAGGCUGAUCCCCAUCAUGGUCCUUUCCAGUGUGAGACCAGGGGCUCUGUUCCUACUCCUCACCCACUGGUAUCCUAGGAAAAGUAGAGAGGGAAGCAUCUGAAUGCCUGCUCAAGGAUCAAGAGUCUGGAAUCCAUUCUCAGACAGUCCCUCACAGAUUUACCCAUUGCUCUGCAGUCCAGCCCGUGGCAGUGAGAGCUGGGAAGGACCACGUGUCUGAUAGGCAUUAAGCCCCCCCAGCUGGAAAAGCUGUAGAAUCUGUAAGAAAGAGAACACAGCCAGUGAUGACACACUCCUGGCCUCAAUUCCCACCAAAACACAGAGCAUUUCCUGUGCCUUUUCCGUUAUUUCACAAGCUGCCUCUUUUCACUCACACCCUCUGGGCUCCAAGGACAGAAGAUUUUUUCUCCUCCUAGAAGCCAGACAGCUGGUUCCAGCUUCUCCUGGUCAACACCAUGGCCAAGACCCCUAGUGACCAUCUGCUGUACUCCCUAGAGGAGCUGGUGCCCUACGACUUCGACAAGUUCAAGUUCAAGCUGCAGAACACCAGCCUGGAGAAGGAGCACUCCCGGAUCCCCCGGGGCCAAAUCCAGACAGCCAAGCCAGUGAAGCUGGCCACUCUGCUGGUCAACCACUACGGGGAGGAGUAUGCUGUGCGACUGACCCUGCAGGUCUUGAGAGCCAUCAACCAAAACCUCCUAGCAGAGGAGCUCCACAGGGUAACUGGCCCAGAAUAUCUGAUACAAGAACACGGCCCAGACAGUUCAGCAAUGUCUUGUUCCUCUGUGGAAAAUAAUCCCAAGAGCCUGAGGAUAUCAGAUGGUCCACAAGGUGAUAGGCAGUGGCAAAGUGGUGACAGGGCAGCCAGCCUGCCAUCUGGCCAACUCGAGGCUGGAAGGGGGCCCCAGAAGAAGCCUCAGGUCAGAUCGAGAGAUCAGAAGGGCUCCGAGGGCCUGGAUGUGCAGGGCAAGCUGGGGGCCAGGAGUGUGACUCCUUCUUCCAGGAGAAGCCCAUUCCCCGGCAAGCUGCAGGAGAAAGGGAUGAAUCCGGGAUCCGGGGUACGCAGGAAUGCCAGCUCUGCAGGAAGGCUCCAAGGAGUCUCCAGUGGGUUAUUUUCUGGGUCCCCAGGAAGGAAGGAAUCCAAGACACCUGAAGUAAAUUUACCUUCAAGAAAGAAGCGACCCAAAAGUCUUGAAUUUACCAUUUCUUCAGGAGAAGGAGAACCCUUCAAUCCAGAAACUCUUCUGCUUCAAGAGAAAAUAAGAAGUGAGAAUCCAGACUCAGGUGCCACCUCCAGUGAAGUGGCCACUCUGGAUAUAGGGGCUACUAUGGCUCUGGAGAAACGCUCCAGGAAUCCAGAACAUUCCAUGAUCCUAGAAUGGGGAGCAUUCAGGAAUACAGUUUCUCAUGUAUCUCUGGCUAGAGAGGAGAGGACUCGGGAGCAUCCAGAAUCCAGAGCACCUUUGGAGAAACAUGGGACUGAGGAUCCAGAGACCCCUGAGACCUUGGGGGAGGUGGUAGGUGGUGUGCUCCAUAAGCCUUCAAAUUCAGAAGUCCCUCUGUCUUCAAGUAAGAAAGGACCCCAGAAUCCAGAAGACCUGGCAUCCUUAGGAAUGGUGACCUAUGCAGGAGAUUUUUCCACUGCCAUGUCACCAAGGAGGCUGCAGGACAAGGCUGUGUGUCCCCUUUGCCGCGCCCAGGAAGGAGACCCAGAUGGUGGCACCUGCGUGCAUGAUUCCUGCAGCUGCUCCAUUGCUUCUAGGAAUCUCAAGGCCUCAGAUGGUCACUCACCCAGCUGCCCCCAGUGCCAGGCCUCACUCCCAGGAAAGAGCUCUGGAGGCCAAGAGCGGCAGGAGGGCCAACAGAUGGCCAGCCUGAUCUCCAAGCCCCUGCCACAGUGUGAGCGUCACAUGAACCAAGUCCAGCUGCUCUUUUGCGAGGACCACGGGGAGCCUAUCUGCCUCAUCUGCAGGCUGAGUCAGGAGCACCAAGGCCACUGGGUACGCCCUAUCGAGGAGGCCGCCCUGGAAUACAAGGAGCAAAUUCAGAAGCAGCUGGAGCAUCUGAAGGGGUUGAGAAAAUCUGGGGAGGAGCAGAGAUCCCAGGGGGAAAAGACGACAGCAGACUUCCUGAAAAAAACCGAAAUCCAGAAGCAGAGAAUCCAGUGCCAGUUGGAGCAGUUUUACCGGUUUCUGGAGGAGCAAGAGCAGCUCUUUGUGGCCUGGAUGGAGGAGCUGGGCCAAACCAUUGGCCAGGUCAGGGAGACACACGGCACCCAAGUGUCUAAGUACACCGCCCUUCUUGAUGAGCUGAUUGGGGAGCUGGAGACCAAGCAGUGCCAGCCGGAAUGGGAGCUUAUGCAGGACAUCGGAGUCACCCUGCACAGGGCCAAGAUGGUGACUGUCCCUGAGCCGUGGGCCACCCCUCCAGAGGUGAAAGAAAAGCUCCACCUGCUCUACCAGAAAUCAGAGUUUGUAGAGAAGAGCAUGAAGCACUUCUCAGAAACCUGGCGUUCAGAAAUGGAAACCUUCAAUGUUCCAGAACUGAUUGGUGCUCAGGCACCCUGAGGAGAGUGGCCUUGGCCUGCUGUAUCCUUGUGCUGUCCCCCAGUAUGUUCCAGAAGAAUGGCCCUGUCCAUGUUUCCUGGAGGCAGGGAGAACCCCGUGGGGAUGUUGCCCAUGGACCCCAGCUAGGUAUUCUAAUUCUCUCUGCAGUUAAUGUAAUUCUGGAUGUAGAAACCAGCCGCUCCAACCUCAUCUUCCAUCUACUCUGAUGACUUGAAGAGUGUGAGACCUGGAAACAAGUGGGACCGUCUGCCUGACAAUCUGGAAAGAUUCGAUAGCUGCAUCAUCACCCUGGGCUCUCUGAGCUUCCUUUCCAGCCGCUAUUACUGGGAAGUGGGGGUGGAAGACAAGACAGGGUGGGUCCUGGGCAUUUGGAAGGCGUCCAUGAGCAAGAAGGGAGCAGGACUGUGUCACCAGAGAAUGGCUACUGGGUGGUGAUGAUGACGAAGUGAAACGAGUACCAGGCAUCCAUUUUUCUCCCAACCUGCCUGUGGAUGAGGGAGCCCCCCCAGGCAUGUGGGCAUCUUCCUGGACUACAAGGCUGGAGACAUUUCAUUUUACAAUAUGAUAGACAAAUCCCACAUCUACACAGUCACCGAUUUCUCUUCCUCUGGGCCCCUUCAACCUAUCUUCAGCCCCAGGACACAAGACAGAGGGAAAAACAUGGAUCCUCUGGCCACCUACCCAGUGGGGUCAGGGGACCCAGUAAAUGCCCAACACUUCACAUCUCUCUUCUAGCUCCUGGCCUUGUAUCUUGAAUUCAUACACUUAACAGACAUUAUUGAACACCUACUGGGUUCCAGCUGCUGUGGGGAAUAUAAUAAAUAAGAGAACAGUCUCUGUGCCCAAGGAGCUUAUGGAAUAGUUGCAGAAGUAAGCUAGGUAUGCAAAUAUUGGUAAACCAAAGGUGAAGAGAACACAUGAACUGAUGACAUGCCAUGGAUUUCAGAGGAGGAAGUAUGUGGCUGUUACUUAAUAAAUCCUAGUAUGAAUUAGCACCCUAAGAUGCUCCUGCAGAGAUCCCACCCUCAUUUUCUCUCAGGACCCCAUGGCAAGGUUAUGUCCCUUCAUUCUAUCCUCCCCUGUCUUGAGGACUUGGGAAGCCUAGAGGAAAAACAAGCAGACUGGACUGUUACAAAAUAUUUUUGUACCUGGAUUAAUGAACUACGGUUCUUCAGAGUAUUGGCUGGGCCUCAUAAGUAAAUCACUUAGAAAAUUUGGUCAUCAUUGCAUUUGUUGUCACUCAGUUGAUCACUGUGAGAUCCCGUUUCCCUACUGAACACCAUGAAAGAGAUGGGGCUGCCGGAGUGGAAAACCAUUUGACACAUAUUCCAAGUGUCAGAUUAUUCUGUCCUGAUCUGUAUCUGAAAAACCUGUGGGCCUGUGGAAUAUUAGGUGUUCUGGUUUACAGAAGCCCUCUCUGUCAUCCUCCAUUUAGAGAGAUGUAAAGAGAAGGGACGUAAGAAAACAAAAAGAAUCAAAUGAAGAUUAAACUCCAACUCCUCUCUCCGUCUUCAGACUAGAACCUAGAUUGGACUCAGGUUCUCCAUAGUUGUUACCAGAGCAUGAAACACAUGCUUUGCUUUCUUCAUGGAGCUUUGUUCUACGUGCAUAAUCCACAUGCCGACACAGUUCAUAUGCCCAAUUUGCUUAGCUGUUCCCUAUGGUUUGUCAUUUGUUACCCCCAAUUCUUCCUUGCUAUAACCUUUCCAUGAACAGCUUCAUGUAUAUUUCCCACCACCUGCCCAUACACAUAUUUUUCUCAUAUUAUUUCUCAUAUUAUUUUCUCAUAUUACUACAUAUUAUUCCUAAAAUGGUUCCAGAAUGUGAACUAUUUGAUAGCACUUGCUAUAGCUGGUCAUACAGUCCUUCAGAAAGACUGAAAAACGUUUCAUGCCCAAAGCAAUGUUUGUCAUUUAAAAAUCUGUGCUGACUUAAUGCAGAUAUAGUGGGGUUUGACCUGUGUUUUAUUUCAUUACCUGUUAGUGAGGCUGUGAAUUUUUUCAUGUGAAUUUCUACUUUUUGCUUCAUUAUGCAGAAAUAGUACAGCUCUUUUGAUUAUUUGUUAUGUGGAAUCUAGAUAAUGAACUUAGUUGUUUGUAAUGCUUCUUCAUAAAUAUUUUAGAUACUAAACAUUUGUAUCUGUAA
Messenger RNA from Equus caballus (horse), 8432 nucleotides. RefSeq names its product MEFV innate immunity regulator, pyrin (gene MEFV). The record is from RefSeq and is a predicted model, not a curated record. NCBI's taxonomy places the organism in Eukaryota, Metazoa, Chordata, Mammalia, Perissodactyla, Equidae. Gene Ontology annotation, cellular component: cytoplasm. Gene Ontology annotation, molecular function: ubiquitin protein ligase activity; zinc ion binding. Gene Ontology annotation, biological process: protein ubiquitination.